Perca flavescens (yellow perch) is the source of this 1831-nucleotide messenger RNA. It is a transcript of the gene tmem38b, whose product is annotated as transmembrane protein 38B. Gene Ontology annotation, cellular component: membrane. The coding region runs from base 330 to 1295 and encodes 321 amino acids. The record is from RefSeq and is a predicted model, not a curated record. Gene Ontology annotation, molecular function: identical protein binding; potassium channel activity. NCBI's taxonomy places the organism in Eukaryota, Metazoa, Chordata, Actinopteri, Perciformes, Percidae. The transcript has 6 exons. Gene Ontology annotation, biological process: potassium ion transmembrane transport.
ACAGGAAUUCCUGCUAUGCGGCCGGUGACAGCCAGCCAUGGGUGACAGCGUCGUCACAGCCCGUCGUUCGUGGUGACACCGAUGGUGACCACCGUCUGGUGUUCCAGAUCUGUUGCCUGGCGACGAGCGGCGAUCAACUAACCAGCUGUGAGCAACUUGGCAGCAGUUUAUCCGAAGACGCACAGCUGUUUGGGCCACUGUCAGACUUUACAGGCGGUGGAGGAAGCCCUGAUGCUCUGAGUUGGACCGGUGCCUUUUCUCCACUUGAACUCUUCGCAGGGAUUAACUAGACUAGCUUCCUCUUGCUAAGGAGUUUUGCAGAUAAGAUUAUGGAUUUGUUCGGGGUGUUGCAUCUGGACGAGCUGUCCCACGGACUGGCAAACUUGUCAAUGUUUCCAUACUUUGACAUGGCGCACUACAUCGUGUCAAUCAUGGCUCUGAGGGAGCAGCCAGGUGUUCUUGAGGUUUCCAGAGUCAGCCCCUUAGCCUGCUGGUUCAGCUCCAUGCUCUUCUGUUUUGGUGGAGGUGUGCUGUCUGCCAUCAUGCUGGCCGAGCCAGCUGUUGCACCUUUGUCCAACAGCACCAGUGUUCUGCUUGCUUCAAUCACAUGGUACCUAGUGUUUUACUGCCCCAGGGACCUGGUGUACUGUUGUGCUGCCCUGCUGCCUCUCAGGCUAGUGCUGUCAGGGAUGAAGGAAGUGACCAGGACGUGGAAAGUGCUCGGAGGGGUUACCCAGGCACAUAGUAAAUACAAAGACAGUCUGAUGGUUAUGAUUGCCAUUGGAUGGGCUAAAGGUGCUGGAGGUGGUCUGAUAAGUAAUUUUGAGCAGCUUGUUCGAGGCGUAUGGAAACCAGAGACUAAUGAGCUCCUCAAAAUGUCUUACCCCACCAAGAUCACCCUGAUAGGGGCGGUGCUGUUUGCUCUGCAGCAGACCCACUAUCUGCCUCUCCAGAAGCACCACCUGAUGCUCAUCUACACCAUAUUCACUGUCGUCAACAAGUCAAAGAUGAUGCUGACAGGCUCCUCCGCCUCACCAUUCGCUGGCAUUGAGUCGGCCAUCUAUAAGACCCUUUUCACUGGCCACUCCCCUUAUGCUGCCCUCACCAGCGAGGAAAAGAAAGCGUGCAUCAAUAACGGCGCAACCAACGGGACGACCUCAACUGCCACAACUGGUGGAAAUAGAGUAGUGGGGACGAACACCCUGGUUUCUCCUGUCAACGGACAAAGUGGAUUGCUCAAAGCCAAAGAGGAGUCAGAGAACGCAGAGACAACAAACUGCAAGAAGAGCAAAUAGUCAGCCUCUGCCCCAUAGCGCCUUUUCACCUCUAAACAGGGUUGUGGAGUCAUUUCUGAUUCAGAUUGGUCACUUCAGGACUUAUUUAUGUGCUGUUUUUCUUUUUAUCAAGACAUGUUUUUGUUCCAUCUAAAACAUAUUUUCUAAUAAUUCCUGAGAAAAAUUUUUUUAUUGUUGGAUAAUCACCCCGUCCUUAAAGUACUGUAAUAUUUAUGCUGGAUGUGAAAUUCAUACUAUCCUCGAGCAGAUUGCACACUUGCAGUAAAAUGUGUAGCUUGAUUUUUAAUAUAUAUUUAUAAUAAUUAAUAAUUGAAUCUCUGGGUUUUGGGAACAGUUGUGCACCUGCUGAUCUUUGAAUGUUUUCUGCUUUAUGUAAAUGGUGUUUUUCAUACUAUGAAAUGAUUAGAAACAUUUUUUUAAAGAGAGAUUAUAUUCUAUAUAUUCUAUAUUCCUGUCUUCAUAAUAAAUAAUUGCACUCUUGAAUGUAUUUUAAAAUGGAUGACAACUUUUUAUUAUAUGCAGUUUCUUCUGGUAAA